AUGGAUAAGUACGAUGACCUGGGCCUGGAGGCCAGUAAAUUCAUCGAGGACCUGAACAUGUAUGAGGCCUCCAAGGAUGGGCUCUUUCGUGUGGACAAGGGUGCAGGCAACAAUCCUGAGUUUGAGGAAACACGCAGGGUGUUCGCCACCAAGAUGGCCAAAAUCCAUCUUCAGCAGCAGCAACAGCUCCUGCAGGAGGAGGCCCUGCCCCGGGGAGGCCAAGGCCCAGUCAAUGGUGGUGGCCGUCUGGGCCAGCAGGCUCACCGGGAAGCUGGUGUGGGCAGCAAGAUAACCCUAGAUGGUGCCGCCAAGCCUCCUCUUGCUGCCUCUACAGUGGCACCUGGGGCAGCUGCCACCAUUGCUGCUGGGCAGCCCUUGUACCCACCCCAGGAGCAGAGGGCCAGGCCGUAUGCCCGUGGCAUGAGACAUGGCAGUCAGGACUGUGGCUCUGGGGAGAGCCUGGAAAGUUCUGAGAUGUCUGCUUUCCACCCACCAGGCACCUGCGAGGAUUCUUCCUGCGUCACUCAUGGAGACUAUUACGACAACUUACCUUUGGCAAGCCCAAAGUGGGGCGAUGAGCCAGGAGUGUCCCCUAACAUCAGGCCAAGUGUAGGAGGAAGUGGAUGGCCUGGCCCCCCAGGGAGUGACCCAUCACUGCCCAAACUCUCUGGGAACCAUCGUCUGUACCAGCCACAGCUGUCCCAGAGCUCCAACAAGUUGUUUGAAAGUGGCCUCAGUGGCCACAAUGGUGGCAUUGGUAGCCAUGGUAGUGAGAAGCCAGUGGGCCCUUGGUCUACCUCUUCCCAGCGGGUGAACUCUGGCCUCCGUUCCUCAGGCCCAGAGAAUGGACCUCCCCUAGGGCCCGCUCAGCCUAGGACCCCCUUCUCAGCACCCCUGACCCUGAGCCGCACUGGUCAAGGAGCUCUUCUAAGAACAAACUCAGGGGUGGAAAGUGAGGUUUCAGGUGUGUUGUCUAAACCUAUUGUGGACCCUCAACCCUGGUUCCAGGAUGGUCCCAAAUCCUACCUUUCUAGUUCUGCUCCAUCAUCCUCUUCUGCCGUCAUGGACAACUCACAGAUAGAUGUGGCCUUUAAGCUAGGUCCCAAAUCUGGCUGUAUAGACCCUGGCACUGGUCCCAAGCUCAGCUCCACCGGCCUUGUCCAUCCAGUGAUGUCCACCCUGUCUGAAUUAUCUUGUAAAGAGGAUCCCCCUGGCUGGUCCCCUGACAGCAGCCUGGGACCUGUGUUCUCAGAGAGCCCCAGCCUCCCCAGGGUGCGGCUGCCCUGCCAGACCCUUGUGCCUGGCCCAGAGCUCGGACCCUCGGCCGCCGAAUUGAAAUUAGAAGCCCUCACCCAGCAUCUGGAGCGGGAGAUGGAUGCUCACCCGAAGGCCGAUUACUUUGGAGCCUGUGUGAAAUGCAGCAAAGGGGUCUUUGGGGCUGGCCAGGCCUGCCAAGCUAUGGGGAACCUCUACCACGAUGCAUGCUUCACCUGUACGGCCUGCAGCCGCAAGCUGAGGGGAAAAGCCUUUUAUUUUGUCAACGGCAAAGUGUUUUGUGAGGAAGACUUCCUGUACUCUGGUUUCCAGCAGUCUGCUGACAGGUGUUUUCUCUGCGGACAUCUGAUAAUGGACAUGAUCCUGCAGGCCCUGGGGAAAUCCUACCACCCUGGCUGUUUCCGCUGUGUCAUCUGCAAUGAGUGUUUGGAUGGGGUGCCCUUCACCGUGGACUCGGAGAACAAGAUCUACUGUGUCCGAGAUUAUCACAAGGUGUUGGCCCCCAAGUGUGCGGCCUGUGGGCUUCCCAUCCUUCCACCUGAGGGCUCAGAUGAGACCAUCCGUGUUGUGUCCAUGGACAGAGACUACCACGUGGAGUGUUACCACUGUGAGGACUGCGGCCUGGAGCUCAAUGAUGAAGAUGGCCACCGCUGCUACCCACUGGAGGACCACUUGUUCUGUCACUCCUGCCACGUCAAGAGGCUGGAGAAAGGCCCCUCACCAGCUGCCCUUCACCAGCACCACUUCUAG
Messenger RNA from Orycteropus afer afer, 2025 nucleotides. It is a transcript of the gene LIMD1, whose product is annotated as LIM domain containing 1. The record is from RefSeq and is a predicted model, not a curated record. Gene Ontology annotation, cellular component: transcription regulator complex; adherens junction; P-body. Bases 1 to 2025 code for a protein of 674 amino acids. Lineage: Eukaryota; Metazoa; Chordata; Mammalia; Tubulidentata; Orycteropodidae. Gene Ontology annotation, biological process: regulation of DNA-templated transcription; positive regulation of miRNA-mediated gene silencing; cytoskeleton organization. Gene Ontology annotation, molecular function: transcription corepressor activity. The transcript is spliced from 8 exons.